Cynoglossus semilaevis (tongue sole) is the source of this 5815-nucleotide messenger RNA. It is a transcript of the gene lnpep, whose product is annotated as leucyl/cystinyl aminopeptidase. The transcript is spliced from 22 exons. The record is from RefSeq and is a predicted model, not a curated record. Gene Ontology annotation, biological process: regulation of blood pressure; peptide catabolic process; proteolysis. Gene Ontology annotation, cellular component: plasma membrane; cytoplasm. The coding region runs from base 311 to 3418 and encodes 1035 amino acids. NCBI's taxonomy places the organism in Eukaryota, Metazoa, Chordata, Actinopteri, Pleuronectiformes, Cynoglossidae. Gene Ontology annotation, molecular function: zinc ion binding; peptide binding; metalloaminopeptidase activity.
AUUUAUUCUCAAGUGACGGUUGAAAUGUAAAGUAACUUGUUUAUGUUUCAGUUCCGUUAAAAACUAUGGCGGAUAAAGUUGUGUACCCCAGCUAGCGUUAGCUGAAUUAGUGCAUUGGUGACAGUCGGUGUUGGUGGAAGUUGUUUUCCUGUUAGCUGUAGCCUCUGUACAGUGAGGACCAGCUCACCAUCGCCUGUGGUUAUUGUGGUUUGGCCUCAGUAUUGUCACGACAGUCUGUGAGGCUGCUGUCAAAGCGAACAACUGCUCUUGUUUCUGACGCUUGGCUGAAGGUCUGUGAUAAAUCAUAACCAUGGAUCCGUUUGACAGCAGAAUUACAGAACGGGCCAAUCUACCAAGGAACAUGAUCGAGAACAGCAUGUUUGAAGAAGAGCCUGAUGUUGUGGACUUAGCCAAAGACUCCACAACAUUUCCAACAUUUCCUACACUCGACCCCGAUGAGGCUGUUUUUGAGCCGAGUAGUUCUCGACUGCUUGUGCGAGGUCUGGGAGAGAAUGACCUGGACGAGGAUGAGGAGGACUAUGAGUCUUCAGCACGUCUGCUUGGGAUGACCUUCAUGAACCGUAGCUCUGCUCACAGAUCCAUCUCCUCCCCUUACACUAGACAGGGUCCACCCAGGUCAUGUUCUCGUCCUUCAGCCAGGACCAUGGUUGUAUGUGUGCUAUUUCUGGUGAUCAUAGUCUCUAUGAUCAUGGUUCUGUACUUUUUACCUGGAUGCACUUUUACAAGGGCGGGUUGUCAUAAACCAAAUCAGACUGCACCCUUGGAGCCGGUCUACCCUGUGUCCACCAAUGGAGAACUGUUUCCUUGGGCCCAGUAUCGGCUGCCUUACAGCGUACAUCCUGUCAGCUACAACCUCACCAUCAGCCCUGACUUUGACUCAAUGACCUUCACUGGGCACACCGUCAUCAACAUGACUGUCCUCCACAAAACCAAGAUCAUUGUCUUUCAUGGUGCUAACCUCAUCAUAGCUAAAACUACCUUUAGGCUAGAAAAUGGAGAGGCCAGCAAUGUGACUUUACUGGAAUAUAAACCCAGACAGCAGUUGGCCAUCAAGCUCUCCACAGAGCUAAAAGCAGGCCAGUUCUGUGUUUUGACCAUAGACUACUCUGCCGACCUCUCACACACCUACGAUGGAUUCUAUAACAGCUCGUACACCGAGAUGGAUGGAGUCAGAAGGGUCUUGGCUGCAACCCAGUUUGAACCACUAUCAGCUAGGAAGGCCUUCCCCUGCUUUGAUGAGCCCAGUUUUAAAGCCACCUUUCUGAUUAAAAUCAACAGAAAACCAGACUUAAUGACUCUUUCUAAUAUGCCUAAGGCUCAAUCCACAACUCUUCCUGGAGGCCUCAUUCAAGAUGAGUUUGAACACUCUAAAGUCAACAUGAGCACCUACCUGGUGGCUUUUAUUGUUGCUAAUUUCACCCCCAUCAGCACAAAUGUCUCAAACACGCAGGUGUCGGUGUAUUCAGUGCCAGAGAAAAAGCAGCACACUACGUAUGCUCUGGAGGCAGCCUCUAGACUCCUGGAGUUCUACAACAAUUUCUUUGAAAUUAAUUACCCUCUUGAAAAACUAGACCUGGUGGCCAUCCCUGACUUCCUGGCAGGAGCCAUGGAGAACUGGGGUCUCAUCACUUUCAGAGAGACCACUCUUCUGGUUAGCAAUCUGUCGUCCUCUCUGGAGAAGCAAGUAGUUGCAUCUGUCAUAGCACACGAGCUGGCUCAUCAGUGGUUUGGAAACUUGGUUACUAUGAGGUGGUGGGACGACCUGUGGCUGAAUGAAGGUUUUGCCACCUACAUGCAGUUUAUGUCACUGCAGACAGUCUAUCCUGAACUUGAUAUUGGUGAUAUAUUCCUCACAGUUCGCUUCAGGGCCUUGGACAAAGAUGCAAUGAAUUCCUCCCAUGCUGUAUCAACUGAAGUCAACGCAGCAGAACAAGUGGAGGAGAUGUUUGACUCUGUCUCAUAUGAAAAGGGAGCGUCAAUUCUUCUGAUGCUGAACGCCUCUCUGCCAGGAGACCAACAAUUCAAAAAGGGCAUCAUUCAGUACCUGAAACAGUUCAGUGGAUUAAAUACAGACACCAGUGAUCUCUGGAACAGUUUAACACAGGUUGAAUUCUCAACUCAGCACCAGAACGUGUCAGAGAUGAUGAGCACGUGGACAUCUCAGAAGGGUUUCCCUCUGGUCACAGUGAGUCGCAGGGGUGACGACGUGAUCCUCACACAGCAGCAGUUCACCCUGACAUCUGACAAUGUCACUCACACUCCCACCUUGUGGAAUAUUCCAGUGACAUAUGUAAAUGACAGCUGUAGUUUGGGCCCUGAAUGCAAACAGGUGUUUACUCUGAAGACCAAAACAGCCACGCUUAAAGUAUCAGAAAGUGUAAAGUGGCUGAAGCUGAACUACAGAAACACAGGCUUCUAUAUCGUUAACUACGAUGAUGACGGCUGGACCGCUCUUAGGACGGCGCUGUCCAAUAAUGUCAGCGUUCUUAGUAGUGAAGACCGUGCCUCGCUCAUUCACAACAUGUUUGCGCUCUCAAGACUGGGACGUGUUUCAUUUCGUCAGGUGCUCAACUUGUUAAACUACUUGUCCAAUGAAACGGAGACUCCACCUGUGACAGAGGCCUUGUUCCAGCUUAACAAUAUCUAUAGGCUGCUGGACAAAAGACAGGAAUAUGGUCUGGUUGCUCGUUUAAAGGAUUUUAUUCUUCAUCUUUUGGGUCCUCUGAUGGACAAACAAACAUGGGAAGAAGAGGACAGUGUCUCCAAACAGGUGUUACGCUCAGCCUUGCUGGAGACAGCGUGCAGUCUGAAUGAGGAGAAGUGCAUCCAAAAAGCCAAAGAACUUUUCAAACAGCAUGUGGAAUCGAAUGCUACAGUACGGAUACCAGGUGAUCUGCAGCAAGUCGUGUUCAAUGUGGCUGCUCAGUCAGAUGAAGGCUGGACAACUUUGCACCAAAUGUAUUAUUACACCAAGUAUGACGCUGAGAAGAGAAAAAUGCUAAAGGGCUUGGCCUCUACUCAGGAUGCUCGUCAGAUAGUGAUGAUUCUAAAGUAUGCUCUAAAGGGGGGUUUCAUCCAGACACAAGAGCUCCCCCUGGUCAUCAAGACUGUGUGUGAUGGUUUCACUGGUUACUUAUUUGCUUGGGAUUUUAUUCAAGAGAACUGGGACACGCUAAUUGAAAAGUUUCCUCUGGGUUCAUUUUCAAUCCAGGCAAUCAUCAAAUUUGCAACUUCCCAGUUUUCCACACAGGCACACUUAAAUCAAGUCCAGGGUUUCUUCUCCAGUCUGAAAGAGCGAGGCUCUCAGAUGAGGAGUGUACAGGAAGCUUUAGAAACCAUCAGGCUAAAUCAGCGCUGGAUGAAUGACAACCUGCCGGUUCUCCAUAAAUGGCUGUAAUGCAGUCACUCCACCUUGUCACUGGUUCAUUAGACAUAAGUAGAAUGUAUGGAAACUACAGAAGGACUCUGUCUGUAUGUCAGAGGUUGACCGUGACCUGGUUGAUUUUUCUGGGACAGGUGCUGUAAGUUACCUGCUCAGGAUGUGAUUGUAUGUUUGACUGUGAGUUGUCAUAAGCUUUCUAUUUCCACUAAGUGGUGCCGUUGUUUGUGGUAAGUUGCCAAAUUACCCAACUGCACACAUACACCCUACAAUUAACAUUGUAUUACAAUUAACAUUGUUCAGCAUUGUUUCAAAACGAACCGUGCUGAGCUGAAAUGCUCCACCUGGUGGAAACAAUGCUAUAUCCUCAGGCGUAAAGUUCUGAUAUACUGAAAGCUGUCGACCAAACUCUCUCUCUCUCUCUCUCUCUCUCUCCUCUGCUCACCAUAUGGUCCUUAGUGCAGACAAUCAGGCUGCCCCAUACAUGUUACUCUCAGCUCACACUCAGGCACAUCCAUCAUAGGAGCUGAGAAAUGAAGAAUGUCACUGUAUUUGUGCUGUCAUCAGUCAGUCAGUCAGUUGAAUGGGGAGUGAUUUAACGUGAACAGGUAAAAAUAACAACUUGACAUACAGUAUGUAAGGUUUAAACAAAGUAACCUGCUAUGCUUGUAAACACAACAGUGAAACAAUGGCACUAAGUCCUGUCAUAAGCUACUAUAUACAGAUACAGACACACCGUAAGAUUCAGCAUACCUUAUUGUCUAUAAGUAUUUUAAGAGAGUAUACUUUGAAGUACCAGUACAUGUUUUAUUAUACCAAAGAAUAGGCCCUUUCUCAUUUAUAUGAGAAAUCGAUGGUUCAAACAGGAGAUAAUUUAAAAGACAGACUUUGAAGCGUUAACUAAGUCUGUAUGUCGGAUGUUAUGACCUCUGCAACACUGUAUGUUCAUUACAAACAUUUGAUUACAGUGUUUACUGUCUGUAAAUCUUCUGCUUAACAUAAAGCAUAUAUGACUUUGGUGACGUUUUUGGCUGAAAGAAAGCUUGAAUGAUUGAUGGCUUAAUGUACCAAACAGGUCACACACACAGACUUUAAUGUAGUAACUCAACCCUUCCCACUGUGUACAAUAGAUGGCGCACUGCGCACAUAGCAGUGCAGGUCGAGAGCAACGGCGGGUAUGAACAACAGUGCACAUGUAAGCCAUUUUUUGCCGCUGUCUUUUUUGAAGUGGGAGUCUUUCUUUUGUUUUGUUUUGUUUUUUUAAGCAGAAAUGACUCUUGAUUGCUAUUUCUGUGACUGUCACUGUAGACUCGUUCUUUACCUCUUCCUCUCUGUAAACUUGUAAUUAUGUAAAUACACUCCUGUCUUCUACUCAUCCCCUGCUAUUUUUGCAUUUGCCCAUUUAAAAUGUUUGUUUUAUGUUGCGUGUGUAUAUGUAUUUAUAUAUUGUAAAGGAGAAGUGUACAGAAUAUCAUGGUAAGAUAUUUUUAAUUUCAUGUCCUGACUUGAAAAGCACCACAGGGCAGUACAUCACCCAAGAAUGUUUCUGUUUUAAGGGCUAAUGUGCAGACAACAGACACGUAUUUAUAAAAGAACACGUGUUUUGGCCAUUAUGAGUCUUUAUGUAGUAUAGCAGCUGUUAAAGUCCACAACAUCCAACGUGUUACUCCGUUGUGAAGCCACCACUGUCUCUGGUUACAACAAACAUUGCUUUUUAUUAUUGCUCAUAGAUGCUGUUUAACCACAGCUGUACACUCUUCAGCUUCAAUGACUUGAUCACUUGUGUUGCUGUAAAUAUUUAGUUUUUAUUUAACAGUCCUCAUAAUUGUACCUUGUUUUUAAAGCCUUCAUGAGACAUCGGAAAAGUCUUUGAAUAAAGGCGCUUCAUCACCGUGUCCAACAGGACGCCGACUCCUGAGUGCUGAAGGUGACAGCUGGAUGUUUGUUGUUCCAGUGUUUAAUAAAUAUAUUGUUGAAGCCAUAUGAGACUACUGGUUGACCACACUCCCACUUUGUUCAUUCACACAUUUUGGUUCUGUUUUUUCUUUCUUUAGAGUAAAAAGUGUAUAACAUGCUAAUUUCCUGGUUUCUUUAUCUUAUUUGCUCUGUUGUACAAAAUUCAAUUUUAAUUCUACAUACUUUCAGCUACGAGGAAUCAUGUUUUGUUUUAUUGCAUAGUUUAUUUAAAAACAUCUGAUCUGGGAUCAGGGUUCAGCCACAAAAGUUAAAGAAAGAAUGAUAAAAGAAGGAUAUACGCAGAAUGAUAGGCAGAAUUUUUGUACAGUCUUCAUGUAGAAUUAAACUGAUGAGACUGACUUUAUUCAAUACAUAGGGAUGCCAAAAAAUACUGCAUAUGCUUUUAAAUGAUUUGCUCCACUUGUAAACAAGUAUAAAUAAAUACAUUUUCUGAAAACA